AUGAGGAACGACCUGUCCGUGGCGUUUGCUGGAGCCUCUCUGUCUCCGGUGGCGUCCCGAGCAGCCUCCUUGCUGGAGGAAGCGGCGGAUCUGUUGGUGGUGCAUUUGGACUUCGCUGCUGCUGCCGACCGGUGUGAGAAAGGCUGCCAAAGCCUCCUGGGGGAUCUGGAGAAUGAGGACUCUGGCAGCUCUGAAGAACUGAGAUGCUCCUUGUGCAUCGUGGGUAUCCAGGCCCUGGCGGAAAUGAACCGAUGGAGAGAAGUCCUCCCUUGGGUCCUCCAAUACUACCAGGUUCCUGCACACUUGCCUCCAAAAGUUCUUGAGUUGUGCAUCCUCCUCCAUAGCAAAGUGAAAGAGCCUCUCGUGAUGCUGGACGUUGGGAGUAAUUGGUUACGUGCCUCAGCCAAUCAGCACAUGCCGACUUACGGCCUGUUGGUUCAGCUGUAUCUCUUCCACGUUCUCUUGCCGCUCGGUCGCUUUGCAGAAGCGCGGGACCUGGUCGAAGGCUGUAAGGCAUUAAGCAAGGAGCAGCGGCUGGAGGCACGCAGGGCCAUUAAAGAGAAGAGGCGGCAGUGGUCGCAGCAGGCAGACAAACACCCAGAUCCCAAGGAGCAGGCCGACAUGGCGUGGAAGACUCAGCUGGGUUCAGUGUCCCAAAAGGUGUUGACCACCUUGGCGCAGCUGGGCAGAGCCCUGGGGUGCCUGGCAGGCCAGCUCGGCUCCAUCCCCUACAAAAAGGCUCUCUUCGCAGCUUUCCUGUUGUUCCUCGUUGUCGUGAAACUUGAUCCAGCGUCUCCCACCUCCCUGCCCUUCCUCUACAGGCUCACCCAGCUGUUCCAUCAAGCCCGCUCAGCAGUAUUUUCCUCACACUGCAGAUCUCCAGUUCAAGGCUAA
Euleptes europaea (tarantolino) is the source of this 894-nucleotide messenger RNA. RefSeq names its product peroxisomal biogenesis factor 26 (gene PEX26). Gene Ontology annotation, molecular function: ATPase binding; protein-containing complex binding. The transcript is spliced from 5 exons. Bases 1 to 894 code for a protein of 297 amino acids. NCBI's taxonomy places the organism in Eukaryota, Metazoa, Chordata, Lepidosauria, Squamata, Sphaerodactylidae. The record is from RefSeq and is a predicted model, not a curated record. Gene Ontology annotation, cellular component: peroxisome; peroxisomal membrane. Gene Ontology annotation, biological process: protein import into peroxisome membrane; protein import into peroxisome matrix.